UAACUGCACGCAACGAAGGGAACGUUUUGGUUGGCCAACUACUAACCGUUCACCACUUCGGCGUUAUCCAGUGAGCUGUGCACUUCGUCUCUUAAGAUAUUAGUAUAUUGUCGAAAAGUUAUUUUAAACGAGAAAGGAAAUGGAGGUAAACGUCGGCCCUGCAAAUCCCGCAGUGAUCGCUGACGUCUCGUUCUCGUUUCAAGAUGAGCUGACUGCGACCCUGCAGAACGCGCUCGGUGUCGCGGUAGAGAUCGCCGUCGUGGAGAUCACCAGACUGCUGGACAGAGCGCUCAGAGACGUGCAAGGCAAAAUUCAAGAGGCUCUGCAGGAUAACAAUGCGCUCAAGUUUAGGCUACAAACAGCUGAAACUCAACUUUCUAAUGUGUGUGGUCGCCUGAAUCAACAGCCACAGAGACUCGAAGAUUUUAAUGUUAGUAGUCAGCUGGUGACGACCCCCAUCAACUGCAGCAGGGUUCAGCGCGGGGGUCCACAGUUAAAUACCCUUAAUAAUGUCCGGCAACAAACCGAGCCCGCUGUGGACUCGGAACAUGUUUACGAGGUAUGUGGACCCAAGGAAACGAAUGCAUUCCAGCGAGGAUCAGUCUGUGGGAACCCCCAUGGAGGCGCAUGCGCUCAGGCUUCGAACUCGCUUGAGGAAUCAACUUCCUAUAGAUUACAUGAGACAAAUGACAUCAAGAAUGAGCAACACAGUAUGACCAAAACUGAGCAGGGAUGUGCUGGAACGGUUACAAACGUGCUGAGUGAGGAGUCAUCCCUUGAAGUGGCUGUAAAGGUAGAAAAAGAGGAGGGAUAUGGUGAACCAAUCCCAGUAACCCUCUCUGUAGUGGAGGAGCCUAACUCAGACAGACUUUCUCUGGCUCAGUCUCAACUACUAGAAGACUGGAGACCUGAGCCAUUGCAGUCAGAGAGCUGCCAAACAAACAUGCACUGCCAGUCCACCAACCAAUCCCUAGAUUUCCUGUCAUCCUCAAGCUCAGGUCAACAAAGCCACUUCCCAAAGCUCCACAACAACAAUUACAAUGGUCCCGAGCACCAUGCAUUUCCCCCCAGCCGAAGAUUGUAUCGCUGUGGCCUGUGUGAGCGAGACUUUAACCGUAAGCAACAUCUCAAGAUCCAUCAAAGGAUCCAUACAGGAGAGAGACCGUACACUUGCUCCAUAUGCAGUGCACGCUUCCGUCACGCAUUGACACUCAAGCGCCACUCCCGCAUCCAUACGGGAGAGAAACCUUAUGUUUGUGAUCAGUGUGGGAAAAAGUUUCGAAAUGAUGGUGGUUUGAAGUUCCAUCAGUGUUCAUGACAACAGUUGUAUAAAAUGCACUGUUUAUGGUAAUUGUGUUGCAGGAUGAAUCCAAUAUAGGGUCACCCCAGGAGCAGAAAGUUUAUUAAAUGGAUAGUUCACCCAAAAAUUAAAACUCUGUAAUCAUUUACUCACCCUCAUAUUGUUCCAAAUGACUUUAGUUCAUCUUUGAUAUUUAUUAUCUUAGAUAUUUUUAAUGAAACCUGAGUGAUUUCUGUCCCUCCAUUAAAAGUCAUGGGGCCUCAUUUAUUAAACAUGCAUACGCACAGAUUUGAUCUUAGAGUGUGCGUACACUUAAAUCCAAGCCAUCGCUCAUAUUUAUAAAAACUGUCUUUGACGUGGAAAAGUGCUUAGAGUCACGUCAGGGUCUGAGCAGACGUACGCAUUUUUUAUUGUCGGAGUGUUGCAGGUUUUUUUUUGAAAACGUAAGCUGUUCUUGCAGCUCGCUGUUCUAAAUUAUGAUGAUUGGUGAUAUUUUAUGUUAAUGACAUUAAUUACGAGUCGUUUACAAGGCAGAGAGCUGAAACCAUUUAAUUGAGUGCAAGUUCAAGAUCAUUUGUGAUUCAUAGAUUUCACAUCUGAAAGACGCGUGUUUCCUGUUCGUACGUUCAUUUUAUGAAUCAAACGUAAGGAUAUUCAAGAGAUGAUCAUAAGAUCAAAUGUGGGAUGGUUUCUGCGUAACAUUUUAUAAAUGAGGCCCCAGGUAACCAAAAUUUACAAGAACCAAAAUGGAGUUGUAAAAUUAAUUCAAAUAAAUCUUUUUUUUUUUUUUUUAAAUGAUGAACAGAUUUAAUUCAGCCUUUUAUUUGCAUCUUAACAAUAAUCAACAUGCAUACAUAGAACAUCACAUUUGGUAAACAUACACUCUCAGAAAUAAAGGUACAAAAGCUGUC
This is a messenger RNA of Onychostoma macrolepis, 2211 nucleotides long. RefSeq lists its product as uncharacterized. The coding region runs from base 140 to 1318 and encodes 392 amino acids. The transcript is spliced from 3 exons. Gene Ontology annotation, molecular function: DNA-binding transcription factor activity, RNA polymerase II-specific; RNA polymerase II cis-regulatory region sequence-specific DNA binding. Gene Ontology annotation, cellular component: nucleus. The record is from RefSeq and is a predicted model, not a curated record. Gene Ontology annotation, biological process: regulation of transcription by RNA polymerase II. NCBI's taxonomy places the organism in Eukaryota, Metazoa, Chordata, Actinopteri, Cypriniformes, Cyprinidae.